AUGACGGGAUUCGCGGCGCCGCACGGGUCGGUGCGGACGCUGCACGACUGUUGGGAAUCGAUGGCGAGGCGACACGCGAACGCGCCGUGUCUGGGGACGAGGGACGUGGACGCGAAGACCGGGACGCCGGGGAAGUAUACGUUUAGGACGUUCGCGGAGGUUGCGCGCGAACGGGUGGCGCUGGGGAGCGCGAUGGCUCGGUUUGGGAUCGCGCCGGGGAGCGCGAUGGGGUUGUACAGCAUCAACACGCCGGAGUGGGUGGCGCUCGAGGCGGCGAUGACGCGACAGGGGGUGAUUUCUGUGCCGUUGUACGACACCCUCGGACCGGAUGCGGUGGUGUACAUCGCGAACCAUGCGUCUUUGUGUGCGGUGGCGUGCUCGCACGCGGUGUUGGCGACGAUGGUGGCGUGUUUGAAGGACACGCCGACGGUGAAGCUCGUGGUGUGCUACGGCGGUCGAGGCGCCGGGAGCUCGGAUUUCGCGGCGAUUCGCUCGGCUCGCGAGCUCUUGCCGCCGGGGGUGAAACUGGUGAGUUAUGAAGAUAUGUUAGAGAUCGGUUCGCGGAAUCCAUCGCCCGCGACACCGGCGGCGCCGGAUGAUUUGGCGACGAUUUGUUACACUAGCGGCACGACGGGGGCGCCGAAGGGCGUCAUGCUGACGCAUCGAAACUUGAUCAGCAACGCCGCAGGUUAUGCGUAUGACUUAGAACUCGGUCCGGGCGAUAGUCACGUAUCGUAUCUUCCGCUCGCUCACAUCUACGAGCGAGUGACGAUGCUGGUAGUGUUGUUCAACGGCGCCAAAGUUGGGUUUUAUCGCGGAGACGUCUUGCAACUUUUGGACGACAUCAACGCCUUGAAACCGACCGUUUUUUGCUCCGUGCCUCGAUUAUGGAACCGAAUUUACGAUAAAGUGAAUGCGGGCGUGCGCGAGGGCAGCGUGGUGGCGCAAAAGCUCUUCGCGUGGGCGUUCGAGUCCAAACGACGGGCGCUGUCCAAGGGUCAAACGCCAAACGCCCUGUUCGAGAAAGUCGUCUUCUCCAAGCUUCGCGCCAAGCUCGGCGGCCGCGUCCGCUACAUGUCCACAGGUUCCGCUCCGAUCAGCGCUGAAGUCAUGGAGUUUUUGCGCAUCGCUUUCGGAUGCGUGCUCGAAGGUUACGGCAUGACGGAAUCCGCGUGCGUAAUCUCAAAGACGGCGCAAGACGACUUCACCACGGGUCACGUCGGCGCCCCGGCGCCGUGCUGCGAGAUCAAACUGGUGGACGUUCCCGAGAUGCGAUACACGAAAAAUGAUCACCCUCAUCCUCGCGGAGAGAUUUGCGUGCGCGGUCCGAGCGUGUUCCGUGGGUAUUACAAGAACGACGCCGAGACCGCGGACGUCGUCGACCGCGACGGUUGGCUUCACACGGGCGACAUCGGCACCUGGCUCCCAGGCGGUCGCUUGAAAAUUAUCGAUAGAAAGAAGAACAUCUUCAAGCUGGCUCAAGGCGAGUACGUGGCGCCGGAAAAGAUUGAAAACGUCUACGCCCGCAACAAGUUUGUCGCACAAUCCUUCGUCUACGGCGACUCCCUUCAGGCGCACCUCGUCGCCGUCGUCGUCCCCGAUGAGGAAGUCUUGAUGCCUUGGGCGGCCGCGAAGUCGUCCGAAUUCAAGGGCAUGAGCUUUAAAGAUUUGUGCGCCGAUGAACGCGUGAAAGCUCACGUGUUGAAGAGCAUGAUCGCCACGGGGAACGACGCCGGCCUGAAGGGAUUCGAGCAAGUCCGAGCGAUUCGCCUGUGCGACGAAUUGUUCACCGUGGAGAACGGUUUGAUCACCCCGACGUUCAAGUUGAAGCGCCCGCAGGCGCGCGAGCGGUUCCAGCGCGACAUCGACGAAAUGUACGCGCGAGGACGAUGA
Messenger RNA from Ostreococcus lucimarinus CCE9901, 1893 nucleotides. RefSeq lists its product with no specific name. The record is from RefSeq and is a predicted model, not a curated record. The transcript has a single exon. Gene Ontology annotation, molecular function: long-chain fatty acid-CoA ligase activity. Bases 1 to 1893 code for a protein of 630 amino acids. Gene Ontology annotation, cellular component: membrane; endoplasmic reticulum. Gene Ontology annotation, biological process: fatty acid metabolic process. NCBI's taxonomy places the organism in Eukaryota, Viridiplantae, Chlorophyta, Mamiellophyceae, Mamiellales, Bathycoccaceae.